AUGUACGUGCUUGUGGUCGCUCUUGCAGGCGUUGCUUUCGCUCAAAGUACCACAUCCACAACAGCAACUCCAACCUUUUCCACGACUCUGAACCUCAAUGUCGAUGAUGUCUGGAACCUCCUGAUUGGCCCUGUGUCAUCUGCAGCCACUACUACGACAGUCUCGGCGACGGCUGUUCCAUCUAGCUCCCUCGUACCUCCGCCGCCACUCUACUACUCCUCUUUUCCUACUGGACAACAGGUCUUUGGUCAACAGAAGAACGAAUCGUGGUCCUUCCCCAAGGACUUCUGGUGGGGAGUCGCCGGAGCAUCCUACCAAAUCGAAGGUGCCGUCAAAGCCGAUGGACGAGGACCGUCGAUAUGGGAUGCCUUGUCUCACAACGCCAAGGGAUAUGUUGCCAAUAACGACACCGCAGACAUUGCCGACAACAACUACUACUUGWACAAACAGGACAUCGCUAGAAUUGCCGCGAUGGGUGUCAGAACCUACUCCUUUACGCUCUCAUGGUCUAGAAUAUUGCCUUUUGGACGAGGUGCUGUCAAUCAGGAAGCGCUUGCACACUACAGUGAUGUGAUUGAUACUUGCCUGGAAUACGGAGUCACUCCUCAGAUUACUCUAUACCAUUGGGAUCUGCCAUUACUCCUUCAGGAUACCUACGGCGGGUGGCUGAGCGAGGACAUCGUAACCGACUUUGUGGAGUAUGCCCGCAUCGCCUAUGCUGCUUUCGGAGACCGUGUCACACAUUGGUUCACUGUGAACGAGCCUAUAGUCUUUUGUAGCUUCUAUCCUCUACCAGCCGAAAACUUCAAGAAUGUGACGAUCCCGGACAUCCAGCAAAAGUUUCACUGCGGGCAUAAUGUCCUUUUGGCACAUUCGCAGGCAUACCGGCUCGGGAAAUCGAUGAUGCCAGAUUCUCUCAUCACUCUCAAGCACAAUGGUGGCUACAAGGUCCCAUUGACCAAUUCGACUGCGGAUGCUGAAGCAGUWCAGCGAGCGUGGGACUUCAACGAGGGCUGGUUUUCUGAUCCGACCUUUUUGACCGGAGACUAUCCCGCUUCACUCAAGGAGUAUGUUUCGGACUUCUUGCCGGACUUUACGGAAGAACAGAAGCAAGCCCUCAAUGGGUCUGCUGAUUUCUACGCUCACGAUGCGUACACUGCUCAGUUCUACUUUGCCCCUGAUGACGGCAUCGAGGCGUGCGUGGGCAACGCCUCGAACCCACUCUAUCCAACAUGUGCGAACACCAGCUAUACUUACUCGGCCGAGGAUGGCGGCUGGGUAAUUGGACCUGCUGCAGAUGCCCGCGCGCCGUGGUUGCAUAAAGCUACUGAUUGGGUCCCUGCGUUCCUCCAUUACAUCCAAGAUACCUGGAAGCCUGCGGGUGGUAUAGCGGUCACCGAGUUCGGGUUCGCUGAACCUGGCGAGUCCAGGAAGACCCUACUCCAGGACAUUCUGUAUGAUCCGGUGCGUGUCAGCUAUUACCACGACUACAUGAGAGGGAUUCUUGCAGCCAUGAGCGAGGGCGUCAACGUCGUAGGGUGUCUCGCGUGGUCCCUCUAUGACAAUUUCGAAUGGGCCCAAGGCUUCGCCGCCACCUUCGGAAUACAAUAUGUGAACUUUUCGGAUCCUGCGUUGCCUAGGUACUACAAGGCGAGCUUCUUCGAAUAUGUAAGCGCCUUUGAAAUUUACCAGGAAAAGUAG
Messenger RNA from Ramularia collo-cygni, 1701 nucleotides. RefSeq names its product related to beta-glucosidase. NCBI's taxonomy places the organism in Eukaryota, Fungi, Ascomycota, Dothideomycetes, Mycosphaerellales, Mycosphaerellaceae. The coding region runs from base 1 to 1701 and encodes 566 amino acids. The transcript has 3 exons. Gene Ontology annotation, molecular function: beta-glucosidase activity. Gene Ontology annotation, biological process: carbohydrate metabolic process. The record is from RefSeq and is a predicted model, not a curated record.